Molecule: messenger RNA, 2755 nt
Organism: Prionailurus viverrinus (fishing cat)
Lineage: Eukaryota; Metazoa; Chordata; Mammalia; Carnivora; Felidae
Gene: GTF2H3
Product: general transcription factor IIH subunit 3
Exons: 13
Coding region: 464-1270 (268 amino acids)
Biological process (GO): nucleotide-excision repair; regulation of DNA-templated transcription
Cellular component (GO): transcription factor TFIIH holo complex; transcription factor TFIIH core complex
Source: RefSeq, a predicted model, not a curated record
CCGUGCUGGGAGGGACCCCCCGACCCCGGGACUGGGCGGGCUCGGCCUGGCCAGGACCACCCAGGUGGAGCAUUAUGUCGGGGGCCGGGUGCAACCUGUUUGGUCUUUAGGGGAGUAGCAAAAGAAUUCAUUUAUUCAGUAAAUAUUUCUGAACGGCGUCCUGUGUGCCAGGCGUUAUUUCAUGCGCUGCGCAGUACGGCUGAGAACAUGACAGGCAAGGGCCCUCGGGGAGGGUACAGUCUAGUGGGCGAGGCAGACAGUAGGCAAGUAAAUAAUAGCUUCGAAGGGUGACAAGAGGUGUGAAGACGAUAUACUGGAUGGUCGAGGCGCAUCUACUUCAGAUAAGAGCUCAGAAGAUGAAUUGAAUCUUCUGGUUAUCAUAGUUGAUACCAACCCAAUUUGGUGGGGGAAACAAGGAUUAAAGGAAUCUCAGUUUACUUUAUCAAAAUGCAUAGAUGCUGUGAUGGUGCUGGGAAAUUCUCAUUUAUUCAUGAAUCGUUCCAACAAACUUGCCGUGAUAGCAAGUCACAUUCAAGAAAGUCGAUUCUUAUAUCCUGGGAAGAAUGGCAGACUUGGAGACUUCUUUGGAGACCCCGGCAACCCUCCUUCUGAAUUCAGCCCCUCAGGGAGCAAAGACGGCAAAUACGAGUUGUUCACAGCAGCGAAUGAAGUCAUUGCUGAAGAAAUUAAAGAUCUCAUGACCAAGAGUGACAUAAAGGGUCAACAUACGGAAACUCUGCUGGCGGGAUCCCUCGCCAAAGCUCUUUGCUAUAUUCAUAGAAUGAACAAGGAGGUUAAAGAUAAUCAAGAAAUGAAAUCGAGGAUUUUGGUGAUUAAGGCUGCGGAAGACAGCGCACUGCAGUACAUGAACUUCAUGAAUGUCAUUUUCGCAGCACAGAAGCAGAAUAUUUUGAUCGAUGCCUGUGUUCUAGACUCGGAUUCAGGACUCCUCCAACAGGCCUGUGACAUCACAGGGGGACUGUACUUGAAGGUGCCUCAGAUGCCCUCCCUCCUGCAGUAUUUACUGUGGGUUUUUCUUCCCGAUCAAGAUCAAAGAUCUCAGUUAAUCCUCCCACCCCCGAUUCACGUGGACUACCGGGCUGCUUGCUUCUGUCAUCGAAAUCUUAUUGAAAUUGGCUAUGUCUGUUCUGUGUGCUUGUCAAUAUUCUGCAAUUUCAGUCCUAUCUGCACCACCUGCGAGACAGCCUUUAAGAUUUCGCUGCCUCCGGUGCUGAAGGCCAAGAAAAAGAAACUGAAAGCAUCAGCAUGAUCGUAAGAUCCACCCGCCCCCACACUCUGCCCAUCUUUUCGAGUCUAUGAAUAGAAAUUGUAUGGCAGAGUCUGUGUUGGGAAGGCCCUGAAAAAAUACAGCAUGUGUAGGAUAAUUUUUACUGAAAUUUCUUACAGGAAAGAUUUCUAAACCAUUAUCCUCGUCCUGUGCUUUUGGGAGACUGCUUUUUUUGAGGGAGUCAUUCUAUGCAAUGUACCCCAAAUCAUUUCUGACUGGUUUUUGGCCACAAAGGGAGAAGAAAGCACAAAUUAGUUAGUGACUUUUUUUUUUUUUAAAUGAGGUGCUCAUUUGUCAGUCAGCCCGUCCUGACUGAUCACAGGCUUUGGACUCUGUUACCCGUGACUAGGUUCUUACUGUGAAUGCACGACCCGUGAAAUUUGAGUGCAGUUUUGGAGAAAGCAACCGUGCGGUGCUGGCAUUAGUCAACAUAGACCAUCUUCCUUGAUUCCACAGCUGACUUUUACAGUAGUCAUGUAAAUAAACUCCCGAUUGUCGAGAUUCAGAUUAGCUUCAGAUACAGAUAUUUUUUCUUUUCUCUGACAUCAUUACGUGUCUGGACACAGUCAUCCAAAUAAUAACAGUUUGUCACCGAAUAAGUGCAAAGUCCGAUCUCGAGUGAGUGAGGAGAGUGGGUGCAGGACUCUGGCGGCAACUUUUUCUUCAGAGAUAGUUGUGUGAGAGCUGAUUUGUGAAAGCCGGUGUCUGGGUUCAGAGGGGGACUCUCUUGGGGAGAAUGGAUUUUUUACGGUUCAGUGUUGUCCCCCAGAUAGAAUUCUUUCCUUUUGUAAUGAGGGGGGAAAAAAAAGCAAUAAUGUUGGAGAACUGUUCUCUAGAAGCUUUGGGUUUACUACUGACAAAUGCUAAAGGUUCAGAAGAAAAAUUAUUUGUAAUUUCAAUGAGAAAAAAAACCCUAUUUUUUUAUGUGAGCUUGAAGUUAUUAGAAGUCCUUUCAAAUUCCAGUACAAUGUAAGAAGGGCUUUCAGGAAUGGUGGCUGGUUUGAUUUGUUUUUAAAAGUAUAUUGACAAAAACAAACAGGUGUAUACUGACAAAAACCUGAAGAUUCUAAUUUUCUCUUUAUGCCAUCUCAGAAGCUGAGUCUCGUUUAAGUAGUUUGGUACUUGGUUAGAUGAUUUCGGGUAGAUUUUGUAUUCUGGAUUUAUAACUUUGUUAAUUACACACAGAUUUUGGUGGUCACCUGGCAAGUAUUUGUGAAUCCUUAAGUUCGAAAAUCUGGUUUGUCUUUUAAACAUACUAUUUAAUACUUCAUAGCCUAAGAGUAAUGGAAAUCGCUGUUUUAGGUCUAGGAGUCAUCAGAUACCCAAAAGACGAAUAAUUUCAAGGAAGCUGAUCAGGUUUUUGUUUGAAAUGUUUUGUGUACUGGCUUAAUUCUGUUUAGGCUUUGUUUUUAACUGUUGUUUUUAUGGUUUAUAUAAAUUUUUAUAAUAAAAUAAUUUAAAUUUUCA